CAAGCUAAGGAAUGCAAAACUCGGCUUGGAUCAAGGAGGGGCUCUUGGUCACAAAAGGGAAUCUACUUCUUUCUUCCAAAACCUUUCUUUUUUUUCGGUAUGCCGCUCCGCCUGCAAGGAGCGAAAAAAGAAAUUGGUCUGUGGUGAUGUCGGAAUUUGCGCCUAUUUGUAUCUAUUUAGUGAUCAGUCUGCUAGUUUCUUUGAUCCCACUCGGUGUUCCUUUUCCAUUUUCUUCUAAUACUUCGACUUAUCCAGAAAAAUUGUCGGCCUACGAAUGUGGUUUCGAUCCUUUCGGUGAUGCUAGAAGUCGUUUUGAUAUACGAUUUUAUCUUGUUUCAAUUUUAUUUAUUAUCCUUGAUCCGGAAGUCACCUUUUUCUUUCCUUGGGCAGUAUCUCUCAACAAGAUUGAUCUGUUUGGAUCUUGGUCCAUGAUGGCCUUUUUAUUGAUUUUAACGAUAGGAUUUCUCUAUGAAUGGAAAAGGGGUGCUUCGGAUCGGGAGUAAUCACUAGUGAUAGGGCAAAAAUACCUAGACAAACCAAUCCUCAUACUGAUUGUGUCAGUUAAGGAAAGCUCAGGAUGGUCCCAUUGGUGAAGUAUGUUGCUCAUUUUGAGAAUUGGCAAGACUUGUUCUUGUCAUCAACCAGAAUGAGUAGUAUGCAUCAUUUCAAGGGGCUUUCUUGGCCUCCUUUUCUGACUUGGACACUUCUCGCCUUACUGUUCUACCAUCUGAAGUAGACGGUGAGGGUAAGGAUGGUGAUAGUUAUCCUUUCCGGCUGUGUCCUUCAGAGGUUGAGAUCCUCUUCGGGAUCACGGUUGUUGGAACUCUUCCCCUCUUCAGCGUCUGGUUCGGCUUUAGCUUUUUCUGAUACGGAUGCUUGCGCUUAGCUUCUUUCUUUGUCUUGUUUGUGUUGUAAAAUGGGCGCGCUAAAGCUACAGCUAUGUGCUUUGGAAUCGAAUAAGGCUUACUCACUUGUUCCUGAUGGAUCAGGACCAGUCACCUUCCCUUCUUUCAUGUAAAUAGGCUUCUUCCUCAUGACAAGCCUUUUCGUUAGCAAUCAAUGAACUUCCCCCUCCACCGCGAUAAGCUGACAGCGAACUAGCUCUCUUCGUGCACACAGAUGCCCUAGCACCCUCCACCCGAAAGGCCUUAAGCGCGAAAAGGGAAGCAGCGAAAGAAUACAAGAAAGAAAGCAUAUCACCAGAUAAAUACGUUGAUCAAAGAGCGGACCCCUAAGAACGAAGGGAGUGGUUCGAUUCCCUUUAGCGGGGCUUGGUAAACCACAUUUUGUGUAGUGAAAUGAUCCAUGAACAGAGGAUCGACAGAAGCGAAGCUAGAAUCACACCAUCAGGAGUAGGUCCAAGCAUUCUUCUUUUGGGCAGGUGGGUGGGGAAGGUAGAACACUAAGAAUUUACGAUUUAGUCGUUCGAUAAACAAGAUCAAAGCUAUGGCCAUGCGCCAAAUUUCCCUGACAUUCAUCCAUUUAGUGCAGUUACGAUGUCAUUGCCUAGAUCUUCCUACUCAUUUAUGGUUUGAGUACAUAACUCAAUAGCUCGGGAACGAAGCGAACAAUCUCGUACUAAACUAUUGUGUCAAAAACUACUUCAAAAAAGGUCGGCAGAAGCCUUCUCAUCAUUGACUAAUCGGGCACAAGAAUCCUAAGCGGAACAUUCCAGGUUUUCUUUUUAAACUAAAGACGUCGUGACACACAAUGGAUCAUAGGUUUAUCCUUUGAAGGGGAAUUCCCAACAUCAGAUGACCGAGAAAGAAUUCCAAGAGGGGUCCUGUAUGCUAUUAUUCCAAUGCUGACAUGUCAAAUAGAAAAUUUCUUCCUGGAAAAAAAAAGCUUUCAUCGUGUGACCACAUCUCUGUAUGGGCGGAGCGCGGGCAUAGAACAGAGCUUCAAGCAGGCAUUACAUCGAUCCAAUCCCUACUUAUCUUGGUCUCCUAAUCACAUAGAUAGGGACAGAGUGACAGCAAACAGAGAUGAGGAGAAGGUGUCAAGUGUAACCAUUGACUGAGCUGGACCAGGAACAUCAAUUAGAGCUCUUGUUUCCCUCUCCAACCUAGCUACAAGAAGAAAGCUUCAUCAAGCAUCCCCCGUGGAAGAGCCAUAGCGAGAGAGACCUUCCUUGCUGCUGCCUAGCCAUACUUCAGCGAGAUGUUUGUAUUUCCCCGUGAUUUUCGCUAUCCGACCUCUUUGCCUAAUAAGAGCACCCAACAAUUGAUAACUUCUGUCGUCAAGAGAGAUCAAACUUUCUCCAUUCGUGACCCCUUUCAUACUUAGAAAGAGGGUUUAGUGAGAUUUAGUAUUCAAAAGCAUAGAUAAAGUCGUGUAUUGUAUCUGACGAUCGGAAGGCAUAACGCCCGUACCAUUCUAUGGAAUAUUGAGGUUCGAAUCCUGCCCCCGCCUAAUCACUUGAGAUGCUGGGGUGCCCCAAGUCAGUCCUUUGAGAAAGGAGUAUAUUAGUCAAAAGACUGAAGGUUUUGAAUAAAAAAUUAACAGAUAUGGGAUAGAUGCGCGCUAUCUGCUGUUUGCGCCUUAUCCUUAGGACGAAUAGGUUGUUUCGGAAUAACCGGUUUUAGCAAGAAGGGGAAGGCAAAGCACUGACAUAGUUGAUGCAGAGGCCAGCCACAAGAGAUAGCAAGUGAUCAGAAAGGAAUCACCUUCACCCCCCCCGGCAAACGUGGUUCAAAUGAUGAUGAGUCAAGCUCAGUUCAGAGGUAACCCAAAAAGUUUCAAACCAUCAAAGCCUUAAGGCAUUGAACGUGUAAGUCCAGUUGAGGGGAACCUUACCGGGACGGUAACGGCUCUCUAUAAUGGUCAUGUGCUAUCUGUAGAGGGGGGCUCUUCCAGAAGUUGUCCUCUAGGAGUGGUUCACCUUUCCUUACGGAAGAGGUGUCUCUGAUCAGAGAUAGGGUCGGUGCAGUCCCAUACCAAUAGGAUAUUGGCUAGGACACUGAUCGCCGCGGAAGUAGAAAGGUCCAGUCAAUCAUCUGAUUUGGCUAGACGAAUCCUCCCGACUUGAUGGUUAGGGGCAUGAAGAAUCUUGGUGCUUUGUUCAUGUAAAUGAGCAGGGUGCUAGGGUUACUAAGGAUGUCUUGCCACUCUCAACUGCACUUGUCCUGGGUGACAAGGAGCCGUUAAGAGCACCGGAGUGGACCGCUAAUAUUGUGGUUACUCUACAUUGUGGGUGUCUUUCGUACUGGACUAUGGUGUUCAUGCCAGGACUGUCCUUCACUUACCUUGAGCCGGCUCAUCACCUAGGGCAAGGGAAGCCACAGGACUAGUUGACUUUGAGUGCACCUGAGCGUCACGUGGCAUAGCCCAAUGCCGAUAAACUCUUUAAGUAGAGUUUUCCAAUGCCCAUGCCGAAAAGGAAAGCACUGACCCAUCAAGCCCAUGCCACCCGCAACGAGAGCCCUAUAGAAAACGCAUAGAGCGAGAGAGAUAGGGAUUCAUAUGCGAGGGUACUUUACACAUAAGAUACGCUGAUUAAACUCCAUUUAGCCGCCAUUGGAGUGACUUGAAAUUCCACGAACUCAGUAGUUAGCCGCUGAUAAACAAGAAAUCGUUGCUAGGACACGAGCCCGGGCAUGUGAGAGAGACGUAAGAAGUGUAACCACAGGUCGUUCCUGCUGAAUACCAAAGUUCCGAGAAUCUACGGUAGCAGGGGAACAAGAUAAGUCAGCGUUAAGGGUAGGGACAAAACUUCUGUUAGUAGCUUGUUGAUUGGCUAAGAAAGGUCCUGUAGCUGGCUGCUGGUGGAGGAGGCGAAUGUAGCUAGGCCCUGUAGCUAGAGCAACCAAACAAGAAAGCUCUUCCCUUGCAGUUAGUUCUUAUCGAGAUCGAAUUGGGUAAGGGCCAUACCAUAGGGGAAGGUGCACUGAUUCUUUCCCUGAGUCACUAACCCUAAAGAAAGAGUGGUCCAGGAUCAGAGGAGAGGCGUGAUGGUAGGCCUAAUCCAGAAGUCUAAUUUGGACUUGAAAGGACCUUUGCCUCUGUGUACUAAAGCAGUGGAUAGAUCGAUUCUCUUAAGAAUAGGAAGUAAGGUAAGUGAAAGGUAUGCAAGCCUAACUCAUCCACUCAUUAGGUUCGGGAAUGAUACAUAAAUCGCUUCCCCAUAUAUGAUCUAUCUUCCCAGAACACGGAAUCGGCUUUCUACGAGAGCCUGUCGGGAUUGGGUCGGUGUUAAGUAACAUAGCAAGAGGUCUUACAAAACUAUAUAAACUGGAAACCUUAACUCCCGAAUAAAACUAACCCGGUAGGGCCAGCCAGGAUGUGGCCCACUUUAGAGACAUACAUAAUAGGCGGGAAGAUGGAGUGAAGUUAGUCGUCCCCUACUUCCCUUUUUAAUAAUUUCGGCUAGGCGAUCAGCCAUUUCCUUUUUUGACAAUUUGUGAACUGUCUCAUUGGAAUAUGGUGACUCCUCUUUUUCCUUAUCGUGACGAAACAAUUGCAGAAGCAAUCUAAAAGCGGAAUUCCAUAAUUUCUCGAGCAGAGGAUCUAGUUCCACACCAAUACGCUUAUCUUAUAUAAGAGAAUAUAUACACUUAGCGUACCUACAAUCGCUUGCUUUAGCUACUUACUCGGGAACUAGCUUCGCACCUCACCCCGGGAACUCAAAGGUGCGUAGCUUGCUUGUGAAAGGGGUGUUCCCGUUCCUCCGGCUCUAGGUAAUUUUUUUUUU
Amaranthus tricolor (Joseph's coat) is the source of this 4690-nucleotide messenger RNA. RefSeq names its product NADH-ubiquinone oxidoreductase chain 3. Gene Ontology annotation, molecular function: NADH dehydrogenase (ubiquinone) activity. The record is from RefSeq and is a predicted model, not a curated record. The transcript has a single exon. Gene Ontology annotation, cellular component: NADH dehydrogenase complex. The coding region runs from base 12 to 503 and encodes 163 amino acids. Lineage: Eukaryota; Viridiplantae; Streptophyta; Magnoliopsida; Caryophyllales; Amaranthaceae.